AUUAUCUCACAAGUUAUUGAAGUGAAACUUAAACCACUUCCUCCAUUUCCUUAACCCCUAAACCCCUUCUUUCUCUCCAACUAAAUGGGAACCAGCCAAGCACUCACAAGUCGACGGCGUUUCCGCGGCAUUCUAGACGAAACCGUCGGCGAAGGAACGCACUUCCUCAUCCCAUGGGUCCAGAAGCCUUACAUCUUCGACAUCCGCACUCGUCCCCACACAUUCUCCUCCGUCUCCGGCACCAAAGAUCUUCAGAUGGUGAGUCUCUCCCUCCGUGUCCUCUCCCGCCCUAACACAAACCGUCUCCCUGUCAUUGUCCAGAACCUCGGCCUUGAGUAUGAUGAGAAAGUGCUGCCUUCUAUUGGCAAUGAGGUGCUUAAGGCGGUUGUCGCGCAGUUUAAUGCUGAUCAGCUUCUUACUGAUCGGCCACUUGUAUCGGCUCUCGUUCGCGAUAGCCUUGUUCGGAGAGCUAAGGAUUUCAAUAUCAUUCUUGAUGAUGUCGCGAUCACGCACCUCUCUUACGGUACUGAGUUCUCCAGGGCUGUUGAGCAGAAGCAGGUAGCGCAGCAGGAGGCCGAGAGGUCCAAGUUUGUUGUCAUGAAAUCUGAGCAGGAGCGUCGCGCUACCAUUAUCCGUUCUGAGGGAGAGAGUGAUGCUGCAAAGGCAAUCUCUGAAGCUACUGCAUCUGCUGGUAUGGGAUUGAUUGAGUUGAGGAUGAUUGAGGCUGCCAGGGAAGUGGCAGCCACACUGGCAAAGUCUCCUAACGUCUCUUACCUGCCUGGUGGAAAGAACUUUCUCAUGCCUCUUAAUCCUUCGCGGUGAUGCCUGGCUCAAUGACAUGGGGGUCAUGGCAUGCUUGGUUAAUUGAUUCAUUGUUUUGAGGCUCUCCUUUGUUGGAAAUAAGUUUCUUGUUUUUUACUUUGUAGACCAAAUGAAUUUGGACCAUAACGUUUGAUGAUAAAUAGGUCCUUUUAGUUGCAGGAAAUUAACGAUAUGCAAAGUAGAUAAGGUGAGAGAUUAAAUUCAA
Messenger RNA from Lotus japonicus, 1027 nucleotides. Its product is annotated as prohibitin-3, mitochondrial-like. NCBI's taxonomy places the organism in Eukaryota, Viridiplantae, Streptophyta, Magnoliopsida, Fabales, Fabaceae. The record is from RefSeq and is a predicted model, not a curated record. The transcript is spliced from 3 exons. The coding region runs from base 85 to 822 and encodes 245 amino acids. Gene Ontology annotation, cellular component: mitochondrion; membrane. Gene Ontology annotation, biological process: mitochondrion organization.